Molecule: messenger RNA, 3928 nt
Organism: Galeopterus variegatus (Sunda flying lemur)
Lineage: Eukaryota; Metazoa; Chordata; Mammalia; Dermoptera; Cynocephalidae
Gene: IGSF10
Product: immunoglobulin superfamily, member 10
Exons: 3
Coding region: 154-3900 (1248 amino acids)
Source: RefSeq, a predicted model, not a curated record
GCUCCCACUGCCCCUGCAUCCGUCAUUAUCUCUAAAACCCAAACAGCGAGUCCCACAGCACAAAAAGUACAAAGGAAAAAGGAGCCUCAGAAGGACACGAAUGACCCAAACAUCUCUCCAGGCCAGAGUUCUGGCUUCACCACACCCACUGCUAUGACACCUUCUGUUCCAACCACAGUUGAACCUUCGAUUGAUCCCAGUGUCUCUGCUUUUACUCACUCCUCCCUAGAAAACACAAAUGGAAUUUUGAACACAAUUGUUCUUCAUUCAAGAACUCCUAAUCUGACAGACGUAACUAAAGAACUACUUCAAGUGAGUCCUGAGACUCUGAAGAGCACAACUGCUUCUGAAACAACUUUGUCCAGCAAAUCACACCAGAGUACCACAACUAGGAAAACAAUCAUGAGACACUCGACAGUGACAACAUUCCUGAGCAGCAGUGCCACUGUAAUGCCAAUCCCCAUCUCCCCUCCCUUCACUCAAAGUGCAGUUACUGACAACGUGGUAACUCCCAUUUUCAGGACAAUGACUAACACAAUGGUCAAGUCACAUGAACCUGCAAAGCACAAUCCUAAACCACAGCAAUUAGUAGUAGAGGCUGCAGAGUCUCCCAAGUCUUGCCCAAAUGCCACGUCCACCGUUGGAACCACUGACUCUAUCUACUCUAAUCUGUUACGUUCUACUCCGAUGCCAGCACUAACACCAGUUACAUUACAGAAUUCUAAAUUGUCUCCCUCUCUCUGGUCAGAAAAUCAAUUUUGGCACAAGUCAUACCCAGAAAUUGCUGAAAAGGGUGAAAAGCCAAUAGUAAGCAUGCCGCCCACUGUAGACUUACCAGAGGCCACCACCCGUGCCUCAAAUUGGGACGGACAGAAGAGUGCGAAAGAGAGUGGCUUUGAUGAGAAACCAGUUCAGAAAAUAACUUCCAAACUCUUUCCUUUUGACUCCUUGUCUAGGAAUAUAUUUGAAAAGCCCAGAAUAGUUGGGGGGAAAGCUGCAAGUUUUACUGUUUCAGCUAACUCAGAGGCCUUUCUUCCAUGUGAGGCUGUUGGAAAUCCCCUCCCCACCAUCCACUGGACCAGAGUCUCAUCAGGACUUGAUUUGUCUAAAAGGAAACAGAAUAGCAGGUUCCAGGUGCUCCCCAAUGGCACCCUGUCCAUCCAGAGGGUGGACAUUCAGGACCGUGGACAGUACCUGUGCUUGGCAUCCAAUCCGUUUGGCACAGACCGCCUUCAUGUCACCUUGUCUGUGGUUUCCUAUCCUCCCAGGAUCCUGGAGAGACGUACCAAAGAGAUCACAGUUCAUUCUGGAAACACUGUGGAACUGAAAUGCAGAGCAGAAGGCAGGCCAAGCCCUACGAUUUCCUGGAUUCUUGCAAACCAAACAGUGGUCUCAGAAUCAUCCCAGGGAAACAGGCAGGCCCUGGUGACAUUUGAUGGAACGCUGGUCAUCCGCAACCUCAGCAUUUACGACCGUGGCUUUUACAAAUGCAUAGCCAGCAACCCAGCUGGCCAGGAUUCACUGCUGAUUAAAAUGCAAGUCAUUGCAGCCCCACCUGUUAUUCUAGAGCAAAAGCGGCAAGUCAUUGUAGGGACUUGGGGUGAAAGCUUGAAACUGCCCUGUACUGCAAGAGGAACUCCUCAGCCCAGUGUUCACUGGGUCCUCUCUGAUGGCACUGAAGUGAAACCAUUACAGUUUACCAACUCCAAGUUGAUCUUAUUUUCAAAUGGGACUCUGUAUAUAAGAAACAUAGUCUCUUCAGACAGGGGAACUUAUGAAUGCAUCGCUACCAGUUCCACUGGCUCGGAGAGAAGGGUGGUAACGCUUACGAUGGAAGAGCAAGAAACCACUCCCAGGAUAGAAGUUGCAUCCCAGAAAUGGACUGAGGUGAAUUUUGGGGACAAAUUACUACUGAACUGCUCAGCCACUGGGGAGCCCAAACCCAAAAUAAUCUGGAGGUUACCAUCCAAGGCUGUCAUUGGCCAGUGGCACAGAAUAGGCAGCCGAGUCCAUGUCUACCCAAAUGGAUCCCUGUUUAUUGGAUCAGUAACAGAAAAAGAUGGUGGUGCCUACUUGUGUGUGGCAAGGAACAGAAUGGGGGACAAUCUGAUACUGAUGCAUGUCAGCCUGAGACUGAAACCUGCCAAAAUUGACCACAAGCAGGAUUUUACAAAACAAGUGCUCCAUGGGAAAGAUUUCCAAGUUGACUGCAAAGCUUCUGGCUCCCCGGUGCCCGAGAUAUCCUGGAGUUUGCCCGAUGGGACGAUGAUAAACAAUGCAAUGCAAGCCGAUGACAGUGGCCACAGGAGCAGGAGGUACACCCUUUUCAACAAUGGGACCUUAUAUUUCAACAAAGUUGGUAUAGCAGAGGAAGGAGAUUAUACUUGCUAUGCCCAGAACACCCUAGGGAAGGAUGAAAUGAAGAUCCACCUAACAGUUGUAACAGCUGUGCCACGGAUAAGACGCGGUCACGAUACCAACACAAGAACCAAAGUUGGAGACACAGCCAUCCUUGACUGUGAGGUCACCGGGGAACCCAAACCAAAAAUAUUUUGGUUGCUGCCUUCCAAUGACAUGAUUUCAUUCUCCAAUGAUAGGUACACAUUUCAUGCCAAUGGGUCUUUGUCCAUCAACAGAGUAAAACUGCUCGAUUCUGGAGAGUAUAUGUGCGUAGCCCGAAAUCCCAGUGGGGAUGACACCAAAAUGUACAAACUGGAUGUUGUCUCCAAACCUCCAUUAAUCAAUGGUCUGUACACAAACAAAACUGUUAUCAAAGCCACAGCCGUGAGGCACUCCAAAAAACACUUUGACUGCAGAGCUGAAGGGACACCAUCUCCUCAAAUCAUGUGGAUCAUGCCAGACAAUAUUUUCCUUACAGCCCCAUACCAUGGAAGCAGAAUCACAGUCCAUAAAAAUGGCACCUUGGAAAUUAGGAAUGUGAGGCUUUCAGAUUCAGCUGAGUUUAUCUGUGUGGCUCGGAACGAAGGAGGACAGAGCAUUUUGGUGGUUCAAUUAGAAGUACUGGAAAUGCUGAGAAGACCAAAAUUCAGAAAUCCAUUUAAUGAAAAAAUAGUUGCCCAGCUUGGAAAGUCCACAGCAUUGAAUUGCUCUGUUGAUGGUAACCCUCCACCUGAAAUAAUGUGGAUUUUACCAAAUGGCACACGAUUUUCUAGUGGACCACAAAAUUCUCAGUACCUGAUAGCAAGAAAUGGUUCUUUUGUCAUUCAUAAAACAACUCGGGACGAUGCAGGGAAAUAUCGCUGUGCAGCUAGAAACACAGUUGGCUAUAUUGAGAAAUUAAUCGUAUUAGAAAUUGGCCAGAAGCCAGUUAUUCUUACAUACGCGCCAGGGACAGUAAGAAGGAUCAGUGGAGAAUCUCUGUCACUGCAAUGUGUAUCUGAUGGAAUUCCUAAGCCAAAUAUCAAAUGGACUAUGCCAAGUGGUUAUGUAAUGAAUAGGCCUCAAACUAAUGGAAAAUACAUAUUGCAUGAAAAUGGCACCUUAGUCAUCAAAGAAGCAACAGCCUAUGACAGAGGAAACUAUAUCUGUAAAGCUCAAAACAGCGUUGGCCACGCACUGAUUACUGUUCCAGUAGCGAUUGUAGCCUACCCUCCUCGAAUUACAAGUCGCCCACCCAGGAGCAUCCUGACAAGAACAGGAGCGGCCUUUCAGCUCCGCUGUGUGGCCCUGGGAAUUCCCAAGCCAGAAAUCACAUGGGAAAUGCCUGACCACUCCCUGCUCUCGGUGGCAAGUAUAAGCAGAAUGCAAAGUGAGCUGCUUUCCCCCCGGGGCACCCUAGUCAUUCAAAACCCCCAGACCUCCGAUUCUGGGAUAUACAAGUGCACAGCAAGGAACCCACUUGGCAGUGAUUAUGCAACAACUUAUAUUCAAAUAAUCUGACAUGAAAUAAAGUUAAAAUGAAAUCGAA